This is a messenger RNA of Teleopsis dalmanni, 1441 nucleotides long. RefSeq lists its product as uncharacterized. The transcript has 4 exons. Bases 101 to 1357 code for a protein of 418 amino acids. Lineage: Eukaryota; Metazoa; Arthropoda; Insecta; Diptera; Diopsidae. The record is from RefSeq and is a predicted model, not a curated record.
AAUUCAUGUUCUUAGCCAAAAGCAGCUUAACUGGUAAGGCAUACGAAAUGUUAAUUGGCUUGCAACAGUUCAGUGGGAUUUUUGCAUUUGAAAGUUCAUAAUGGCACCUAUAGCAAACGGAUCUGCAGCACAAUUGCUGAUCGAGAACAAUUUACCACUAUGGCUGGACACUGUGAAGUUACAAAAGGCAGUGCAAAAGAAAUUAGGAAAUUUCAAUUUAAUCAAAUCCAUAAACAUUGAGGAUCACAUUAAGUCCGAAGAAGAUUUUUCAUCACUUAUGCUUCGCAUCAAUGUGGAAGUAGAAGUUGAUGCUGGAAAUACCACCACUACUUCUUUUAUAUUGAAGACCAAUUAUGCCAAUGAAGAGAUUAUCAACAUUGUCAAUACACUGCAGUUACUACCAAAGGAGGAAAAAAUGUAUCAUACAAUAAUUCCGAAAUUUGAGGCACUUUACGGAGAUAAGACUAGCAAAAAAGUAAAAUUUGCUCCACAAGCAUUCAAAUUCGACAACAGUUUGGAUACAGAUUACAUACUGUUGGACGAUUUGCAGACAAAUCAUUAUAAGAACGUAAAGGGUGCAACACUCAAUAUGGAGCAUAUGAAGCAUGCAUUGAACAAACUAGCAGAAUUCCAUGCCGCUUCCGCUUGUUAUGUGGAACACCAUGGCAUGUUUAGCGAAGAGUUCACAGUAAGCAUCUUCAGUGAAUCAAAUCGUAUUUUGCUUAAAAGGUUCAAUGCAUCUGAUGUAUUCCUACAACAUUUGAAGAAAUGGAAAAAUGGUGAUUAUUAUUAUCAAAAACUCGCUGAUAGCGAUAAGUAUAUCAUUGAUCGUUUACUUGAAUUACAAAAAGUUAAUCCCCGUGAAUUUAAUGUGCUCAAUCAUGGGGAUUGUUGCGUUAACAAUAUAAUGUUCAAGUAUGAUGCAUCGGGCAAAAUAGAAGACACAGUAUUUUUAGAUUUUCAAGUUGGAAAAUAUGGCUCACCAGCUAAUGAUUUGUAUUAUUUAAUUUUAUCUUCGGCCGAUUUAAGCAUAAAAUAUACAGAAUUCGACUUCUUUGUUCGUUUCUACUACGACAAGCUAAUUGAAAAUCUGAAAUUGCUGGAAUAUCAUCGGCCACUACCUAAACUACGGAGUUUACACAAUACUCUACUCAAACACGGCUUGGCCGCUUACAUGGUUGUAUCGAAGGUGCUACCAAUUAUAAUGUUGGACAAAACUGAUAACAAACACUACUCAAAUUGUUUAAAUGACGAGACGAAAAUGAGAGAACUCAUGUACAAAAAUCACAAAUACGUGCAGGCCGUGAAUGAAUUAUUGCCAUGGUUGGAUAAUCGCGGCUUGUUGGACUGGAAAUGAGGAAGUUAAUUUUUGACAUCUUAUUUUAUUAAAAAUUAUUCUGUUGAAAAAAUUGUAUUCCAUGUCAAAGCUUUUUGUUUACAA